CCUAAAACGACUUUAAUGAACUUCGUUCGUUUUUUCUUUACGGUUUAAUACUUAAGAAGGCCGUGGCGUUGUUUUAUGUGUUUUUUUAAUGUUGUUUAAUGGCCGCGGGUUGUUAGCGGAAGAUGGGCUUGGCUCUUCCAGUUUCGAAGUCCUCCUCCUCCUUCUUCUCCUUUACUUUUUUUGUGUCGCGUUAACGAGUUAAACGUCUUUUUUUUCUCUCCUUUUCCAGGGAAGGAAAAUGAGCGACGCCAAUCCGCCUAAAGUGGAACUUUUUGUGAAGGCUGGGAGUGAUGGGCAGAGCAUUGGCAACUGUCCCUUCUCUCAGCGUCUCUUCAUGGUGUUGUGGCUAAAAGGAGUCACGUUUGACGUUACUACAGUGGACAUGAAGAGGAAACCCUACAUCCUAAACGACUUGGCUCCGGGUGCCCAGCCUCCCUUCCUGUUGUACGGCAGCGAGGUGAAAACUGACACCAACAAGAUUGAGGAAUUCCUGGAGGACAACCUCUGCCCGCCCAAGUAUCCCCGUCUGGCCGCGCGGAACCCUGAGUCGAACACAGCAGGCAUGGAUGUCUUCUCCAAGUUCUCGGCUUACAUCAAGAACUCCAACCCUCAGACCAAUGAAAAUUUAGAGAAAGGCCUUCUGAAGGCCCUGAAGAAGCUUGACGACUACCUCGGUUCCCCACUUCCUGACGAAAUUGAUGAAAAUAGCGCCGAUGAAGUCACUUCCUCAUCUCGCCCCUUCCUCGACGGCCACGAGCUUACUCUGGCUGACUGCAACCUGCUUCCAAAGCUCCACAUUGUGAAGGUGGUGUGUUUAAAGUACCGAAACUUCAGCAUCCCUCAGUCUCUGACCAACCUGUGGAGGUACCUGAACGCAGCGUACGCCCGGGACGAGUUUGCCUCCACCUGCCCGAUCGAUGACGAGAUCCACAUCGCUUAUUCUUCUGUCGCCAAAGCUCUCAAGUAGGAGUCGGAAAGCACCAUAUAGCAGAGCUGUGUACAAGUGUACUAGUAAAACAACAAAUUUAUAUAAUCCAAGUUAUUACAAUUGCUUUGCCAUGUCAAACUAAGCUUACAAAUGGUUAUUUGUUACUUAGUUAUGUUAGAUAUAGCAAAGAAGCACAUACAGCAAAAGUACUAAGGCAAUCGUGGAUCAAUCCAUCAGGGGUUAGCUUGUAUUUCCUGAGAAAGUUAUUUAUUUCUUCUAGUUUCAAUUCCUCUUGCUGUUUCAAUACUUUAUGAAAUUGUUCGCAUUUAUUCGCACAAAUAUUCACGUUGGCGCUCUUGCUUUAUAGUUGUUCCAUUUUUUUUAAAGUUGUGCCAACAUUGCUUUCUUUCUCCACAAUAUUUCAGUCCCUCUGGGCAGAAAUGUUGCUGGCUCGUACGGGAUCAAAUACUUACCGGUAUUUCCCCUACUGUACAUGCAUUGAGAACCCUAUACCAGGGGUGUCCAAACCUUUUCCAUUGAACAGCCGCACACUGAAAAAAUUCAAGCUUGCUGGGACCAUUUUGAUAUUUUUUGUUUUCAAAACAAAUAAAAUAUCUAGAUUUUUUUUUUUAACCUUUAGAGCUCCCCUCAAGUUCGACCUCGGGGACUCGCAGGGGUGUGUCAUAAAACAUCUUAAAAGUUAAGUCUUUUUUUUUAUUUUAUGUUUUUUAUUAUUUAUUCAAUCCUGAAAUAUUGAUCAACUUCAAAGUCUCUCUAUUGAUGUACCGGUAGUUUUGUUUCUGUUUCAUACCCUUCUUGGUCAAAACCCUGAUUAUUUUUAUGGCAAAAACACAAAAUAUGCAAUAUUUUCCCUAAAAAGAUUUUCGAAGUUGAAUAUUUUAUGUAAUGUAAUGGGAGCCUUAAUAGGUCAGUAAUUCAUAACCACAUUAAUUUAGUUUUUUUUUUAAAGUAAUGACAGUUUAAAAAAAAUAACUGUAAAAUUAUUGUGAAUCCAAAUGGGCCCCACUCAUAAAAAUGUGAAAAACAAGACAUACCGUUUAUAUUUUUUUUACUUUCAACGUUUAAUCUGUCAAUUAUAAGAUAAUACAUUUUUUUUCAUGGUUUUUAAUAUAUAUGCCUUUUUUGUCGAAGAAAACUUUUUUUUUCCUAUGGCAAACACACAAAAUAUGAAACAUCUUCCCCCAAAAAUAUUUUAAAGUGGAAUUUGUGAUUUAAAGUAAUUAUCCUUUAAUAGGUCAACAAUUCAUAACAACAUUGUUUUUUAAAAGCGACAGUUUAAAAAAACAACCUUUUGUUAUCAGAGUCAACAUUGUAACUUUUUCUUGUGACAUAUUACCUGUUUGCUCUUUUAUUCCACUUUUUAUGUUGGUUUUUUUUUAUAGUAUUUUUAGAAUGUGCAGUGGGUCAUUAAAAAAUUAGCUGUGGGCCGCAAAUGGCCCUACACGCCGCACUUUGGACACCCCUGCUCUAUACUCCUUGUUUGGUUGUUUGGUCAUAGCUAAGUACACACUGUCCAAUUAGUAAUGAUAAAGAUGAUAAAGAAACUGCCUGUCAGAUCACAUGUUUAUAUUUGUAAAUGUAUAUUAUUGGGUAGUAAAAGCUGUAGCAUAGCAGCAUUGACCAAAAUGUUCACUUGGCGUGAAUUUGUUAAUGUCUACAUGGCGCUUUUUUUUUUUUUUUUACAGUUUAGAACUUGCAUUGACGUACGUGCAAACAUUUUUAGUCGUCGCAGCACACAAUAGGGCGGAAAGGGGGUGUAGAGUUGGGCUCAUUUUGAGGAGGUUGAUACAGAGACAGGAAACCAUAUCAAUAGUUUCGAGCUUCCCCUUUUUACGAUCCUGCAGAGCAGCUGUGAAUGACUAUUUGGUGUAAUCUGCUGCUGCAAAAAGCCUAAACCUAAAAAUGUUGAGCAUAAAAUGUAUUAUGGAGUAUUGUGCCAGACUGGGGGGGGGGGAAUCACAUGGAAAGUUUUGUAAUUUUACAAGAUUUAAGUAAUGUUACUAGAAAAAUAGCAUAUUGUUACAUAUACAGUAUGUAAUCUGUGUUUUCUUGUACUUUUUUUUUUUUUUUUUUUUUUUUUUUAGAAAAAAAUACAUUAGAUAUAUUGAAGUAAUAAAAUGUUCAUUUAAUGAUUGUCUGUUAGAGACUUUCCAUACUGUAUAGUAAUCAUUAUGUUUCCAUAUAUUUAUUUAUUUUUAAACAUUGACAUCACAGAUUUUUCUUAAAAAUAUUUUUUUUUUAUAAAAUUACUACUUGUCAUAAACUAACUUUGGAUAUUUUUGACUGUAGUUUGACCAUGUUAUUGUCAUACAAUUUUAAUUUGUUCUCAUAAACCUGCAAAUUUUCCCUCUCAUAAAAUAAUAAUAUAUAUAGUCUUGUAGGAUUUUAACUUUUUUUCAUAAUAAGACCUAAUUUGUCUUGAAGUUACAUUUUACGAUGUUACAUUUCCUCAUAAUUGUGCAACUUUGUUCUCACUAAAAUUAUUAGUCAAUAUGACUUAAAUCUUGUAAAAUGCAAACUGUUUUCCUCAUAGUAUUAUUGAAUUUUUCCCCCAAAUCAUAAUGACUAGCUUUGCCUGUAUUCUCGUAAAAUACCAACUUUACUCCUGUAAAAUCCUUUCUUUUUCCCAUGUUGUAGCAUUGUUACAUCUUUAUUCUUGUAGUUCAACUUUGUUCAACACUUUUCUUGCUAAAUGUCAUGUUUUUUGCAUAGCCGUCAACUUUAUUUUUGCUAAAAAUGACCGCCUUGUUCUUGAGUUAGUACAAAUUUUUAUACCUUUACGAUUUAUCUCGUGUGCAUUGCAACUUUAUUCCCUAGAGUUAAGACUUGAUUCAAAAACGACUUUAAUCUAGUAGCAAGUAUAUCAUUUGUAUUUCUUUUCAGUGUAACCCUAAAAGGCCGGAAUAUGAUUAUAAUUUAGCUUAGUGAGAUUAGCAUAUGAAAUGUGCAUAUUAGCCUGUAGAACAUCUACUAAGUAACAAUUAGAUCAAAGCCUUAUAUUUAAUCUGAACAUGUGUUGUGUUAGUUGAUCUCGACAAUAAGGAUGUUGGGAAUUGUUAUAGGAAUUGAGCCUGCAAUCCCCACAGUAUUCAUGAAGGGACUUAAUGUUACUGUACAUCUCAAACACAUAAUAACAUUAUAAUGUUGCUGUGAGCAGGCUAAUACUUGAACUGAACCGUGAUAAAAUGCCUUAUUUUAGCUGUAGUGGCAGCUUUUUAGCAACCAUAAGGCUCAAUGCUAAUUCCUUGUUGAAGGCAAAUGGAAGAUAGAUUUAAAAUGUAUACACUACGCUAUUAUGGAUAGUCUGCUUUUGGGUAAAACUUCUGGAUGAACCUUAAAUUCAACAUAACCUUUUACACGUGAGCAAUUUUAAAUUUAGGGCCAGAAUUAAUCUCAGCAGACACUGGAAAAGCCAAAUGCUGGGUUUUGUUUCUGUGUGAGUCAAAAGGACGUCAUUAUCCAAUGCAUAUUUGGCCAUACCGCAUGCGCAUAUAUGUUUUUAAUGCUAAAAAAGAGGUACUCAUACAGUUUAGCAUUCUUCUCAUUACAUUAUUCCUUUUACUCAUUUUUUUUGUCAAGUUUGUAUUCAUUUCAUUUCUUCAGUGUGUCACAGGCCAAUAAAAACAAGCUGCCCCUUUAGACACCCCUGGUUUACGUAUUUACCUGGGAAGGUGAAGUGUUACCAAAAAAAACGCAAGGUCAAGGUUUAUUUAUUUGUAUAGCACAAUUUCUAAGAACAGCCCCAAAGUGCUCUACAAAUUAAGAACGGAAAGGUAAACAAAAAUAGAAGUAAAAUCACAGUAAGUACAGUCAAGGCUAUAAAUAGUAGGGGUGCUCAAAAACAUCCGAAUCACAACUGUUUUUUUCCGAUUCAAAAUCAAUUAAUCUUUUCACUUCUUUUUUGGUAAUCUACUUUUAAAAUAUUUUUUUUUUUAGGGCGUCUCUAUGCUUACUCGCUGUGUGUAUACGUCACACAUCAGCACUCAAAAGCAGGUUUUUUAACCUGUUUUUGAAAAGGUUUCGUUAUAGAUGUUAUGCCAAAUAGUACAUUUGUGUUGAUUUUUUGGAUCGAUUCUGAAUCGAAUUGUCACCACAAGAAUCGAAAUUGGAUCAAAUUGAAUCGUGAGGUGCCCAAAGACCACAACUAAACGAACCAUACAAUUAAAUGUUAACAAAAAGAAAGAAAGAAAGAAAGAAACAAAAUAAGGGAUAUUCACAGAAAUAAUAAAAAGGCACAAAUAAAAAACAUCAAAAUCUCCAGCUCAGCUUGUGGUAAUCGCCAGCGUAAAUAAGCUCAGUCUUAUGGUAGUCAUGAAGGCUGGGCUGCACACUUUUGGAGUUGUUCUGUAGUGAAACAUUUCUAAUAGAAAUGUAUAUUCAAAAGUUCAGAAAAGGUUAAAGUAGGCCAACCUGUCAAAAGUUACAGUGCAUUUUCGGUUCAUCCUGGAAUUAAACCCAAAAGCCAAAUACCCCAAACUUUUAGUGUGUAGUGUAUGUCUUUGUGCUGAACUCGAUAUAAGCUGCAGGUUUAAAGCACCUAAGUGCAAUUUAAGAGGGAGAAACGGUCUUUUUGGACAUUUUGCUACAGAGUUUUAAUUGGGGAGUCUUUGUUGUAACAGAAAAUGUAUUUUUACUUGACUGAACUGUUUCCUCAAUGAGUCAAUUAAAGCGAUGGUAACUAAAUAUUUUAGUGUUCUUAGAAUCUAAUACAAUUUCAGGGAUCAUCUAACUCACAUUUAAAUGCUACUUUUUUUUGUUUUUCGCCUUUUUUCUUCACUUGUGUAUGUAAAUGCCAUGUUCUUUUCACCUUGUUACGCUUUGACUAGUUCAGCCUUAUUCACCAUGUUUUGUGCUCGUUAACAUGUAGCUAUGUAACAGUUGUCGCACUUAUGCGUCCACAGAAGGGUGGACACUAAACGUAAAUCACAUUGACAAUCAAUCCAACUGUGGAAAAAUCGUUUCCAUUUUUGAUUUUGUACUUUGAAAAUCCACAUUUCAUUGGUGCAUUCCUUCAAAAUAAAGUGUCUUAAGAAAUAA
Messenger RNA from Nerophis lumbriciformis (worm pipefish), 5986 nucleotides. It is a transcript of the gene clic1, whose product is annotated as chloride intracellular channel 1. The record is from RefSeq and is a predicted model, not a curated record. NCBI's taxonomy places the organism in Eukaryota, Metazoa, Chordata, Actinopteri, Syngnathiformes, Syngnathidae.